AAAAAAAAAGAAAAAAAGCUCAAGCCCAGGCUGGGUCCUACCAUGAUGUCAGAGGGAGAGAAACCCACAGCUUGUUAAUUUCACCUCCCAAUCAGACCCGGGGGAAGAAAUCACUGGGAACAGUUGUUUCCCCCUGUGGUCAUGACGGCUUCGCACAGUGACUCUUUGGUGGUGUUGUUUGGGGCAACAGCUGGUGCAUAUGGGGCUAAACUGGGUUCGGAUGAGAGGGAACUAAUUCUCUUGGUGUGGCAAGUUGUGGAUCUGCAGAGCAAGAAGGUAGGGACAUUGCACAAAUCCCUGGUGAAAGCAGACAAUCCGGAGUUGAGCGACCCGUGUCGAGAAGUGAGUGGCUUAACACCAGAGGGACUGAGCAAAGCUGAGCCUUUGGACCGAGUUCUCCAACAGUUUAGCCAGCUGGUAUCCAGUGAUCUGAAGUUACUAGGAAGAAGCUCUUAUGCUCUCUGUACUGAUGGCCAGUUACUCAUUCGACAGGUUCUCCACCCAGAAGCAUCCAAAAAGAACUUCCUGCUGUCUGACUACUUUUAUUCAUUUUAUGAUCUACGCAAAGAGUUCCACAUGUGUUACCCCAAUUCGGCCACUGUGAAGGAUCAGACUAUCAAAUCUAUGGCAGAAUACCUAAGCUUAGGAACAGAUGAAACAGAGGAGGACUUUGGUGUCUGGCAAGUGAAAACUAUGGUGGCUGUCAUUUUCAGCAUGCUAUCUGAAACAUGCAGUCACAUAUUUACAGACCCUGAAACUGUGAAAUACAAGUAUGAAACAGGUCCCUGUAGCAAAUCUGAAGCAGUAGACAGUGAAACAGUAAUACGUGCCAGAGGUUUGCCCUGGCAAUCUUCAGACCAAGAUAUUGCCCGAUUUUUCAAAGGACUCAAUAUUGCCAAAGGUGGUGUGGCUCUGUGUCUGAAUGCUCAAGGAAGAAGAAAUGGGGAAGCCCUAGUGCGAUUUGUCAGUGCUGAACAGAGAGACUUGGCUUUAGAAAGACAUAAGCAUCAUAUGGGUAGCCGAUACAUUGAGGUUUACAAAGCUACUGGAGAAGAGUUUCUAAAGAUUGCUGGAGGUACCUCCAAUGAAGUGGCUCAGUUCUUAUCCAAAGAGAAUCAAGUCAUCAUCCGGAUGAGAGGUCUUCCAUUCACAGCUACCCAGGAGGAUGUCUUGGGGUUCCUGGGGCCUGAGUGUCCUGUCACAGGAGGGAAAGAGGGACUUCUCUUUGUCAAGUAUCCAGAUGGCAGACCUACAGGAGAUGCAUUUGUGUUGUUUUCCUGUGAAGAAUAUGCACAGAAUGCACUUAAAAAACACAAGAUGAUACUUGGAAAACGUUACAUUGAACUCUUCAGGAGCACAGCAGCUGAAGUCCAGCAGGUUCUUAAUAGAUACAUGUCAACUCCUCUUAUACCCACUUUGCCAACUCCCAUAAUUCCUGUCAUACCCCCACCUUACACCAUUGCCACAGGUAGCAUACGUGACUGUGUCCGACUCCGAGGCCUUCCCUACACUGCUGGCAUUGAUGAUAUCUUGGAAUUCAUGGGAGAUGCUACAGGAGAUAUCAAGCCACAUGGAGUCCACAUGGUCCUUAAUCAACAGGGACGACCAUCAGGUGAUGCAUUUAUCCAAAUGAAAUCUGCUGACAAAGCCUUUUUGGUGGCCCAGAAAUGUCACAAAAAAAUGAUGAAGGACCGCUAUGUGGAAGUGUUCCAGUGUUCAGGAGAAGAGAUGAACUUUGUUUUAAUGGGUGGCACUUUAAAUCGUAGUGGCUUAUCCCCACCGCCAUGUAAGUUACCAUGUCUUUCUCCUCCUGCUUAUGCUGCUUUCCAAACAGCAGCAGCGGUGAUCCCAGCAGAAGCAGCACUUUACCAGCCACAAGCCUUGUUACCGACAACCAGGACUCCCCAGGCCUCUGCUGCUGCCCCUCAAGCUGUUACCUAUUACCCAGCUCAGGCUGCUCAGCUUUACAUGAAUUACACAGCUUACUAUCCCAGCCCUCCUGUAUCUCCCACCACAGUGGGCUAUAUCACAGCCCCACCAGCAGCUGUAGCAGCUGCUGCCACAGCCCCACACACUCCAAUACUGCCCCAGCCUGGAGCUCUGGUCCGUAUGCAGGGCUUGCCUUAUAACACAGGAAUGAAGGAAAUUCUGAGUUUUUUCCAGGGAUAUCAGGAUGUAUUGAACGAUGCUUCAGGUCCUUUAUAAAGUGAGCCAUUAUUAACCACCAGUGGCUUGGGUAUGGUCUUUAAUCCCUUUGUGAAAGUAAUUGCAGUUGGUGUUCAGUGGACAUGGGAAUUGGAUCUGAGAUGCUGUGAACAAAGGGUGAUUUUUAUCUGUGUGUCCUGGUUUAGAAGGGAUGAAUUAAGUUUCAGUUCUUGCUUAUUUAUUUUCUGCUGUUUCCUUCUCUUAAUUUCUUUGGUCUUCAUGGGCUCCAUGUACUGCAUGUAAGCACAUGUUGCUACAUAACUGAAAACAGCUUUCACACCAGACCUGCCUCAUAACAGAGAUACUCCUGGCUUAGAUUGUGCUUUAACAAGCUGGUCUCAACCUCAGUACAUGCUUUUAAUAGUACGUAAUGUUCAACUUUUAUAAUUCUACAUUUCUAACUAUUUGACUCCAAUUAUUAGUAUUGACCUCUUCUAUUUAAUAGCUCAGCAACUGGGCUGCUUUCUUGUAGGGCCUGUCGGCUCUCCUACAACUUAUAUUCAGUUGAGUCAUAUGAACUGUCCUUGCAAAGACUAACAAAGCUAUUAAUCUGAACAUCUUUGAAGCUAUUUAGACCCCACUAAAUUGUAGUGCAGUGUGUUUAAUGUUUAAUUCUAGUAUACUGUCAUCUAAUAAUUCAUUAUGUAACUUCUUAUUAAUUGUAUAUGUAAUUCUUAUAAUUGUAUUCCCUAAGAGUCCCAUUCAGGACCAUAAUCCCUUUGUACAAAUACAUGAAAAAAGCCCAAAAGAUCUUAAAAUCCCUUAAUAAUGAGAGGUAACAGGUAAAUGCACACAGACGCCUGCGGUUGCAUGAGAUAAAAAUGAAGUAAUACUGGCCAAGAUACUGGGCAGUAUAGUCCUUGCACCAGGUGCCAAAGUGUCAGAGAGGAAAAUAGGAAAAUAGGUUGCUGGUUAUACUGGCAUUUAGUAAAAUAUUCAGCUGAUUGCUUCAGCCCAGCUCUCUAAGCAGCUGUCACAAAAGUUGGAAAGAAUAAAGUAAUGGGAAAACACAAAACCAGAAAUCUGCCUUGUUAGGUAUUUGUAGAAGUAUGAUGGUGUUUCUAUGCAAAACAAUUAAUAAUGUGUGCCAAGGCAAGAAAGGCACACAAUCAUGA
This is a messenger RNA of Gavialis gangeticus (Gharial), 3320 nucleotides long. RefSeq names its product epithelial splicing regulatory protein 2 (gene ESRP2). Gene Ontology annotation, biological process: regulation of RNA splicing. NCBI's taxonomy places the organism in Eukaryota, Metazoa, Chordata, Crocodylia, Gavialidae. The record is from RefSeq and is a predicted model, not a curated record. Gene Ontology annotation, cellular component: nucleoplasm; ribonucleoprotein complex. Gene Ontology annotation, molecular function: mRNA binding. The coding region runs from base 142 to 2205 and encodes 687 amino acids. The transcript has 16 exons.